GGCCAAACUUCAGUCGCAAUCUACACCUCUAAAUACUCCUAAGUCAGUUAGAAGCAUGAGUUCGGGAGAUGAAAACUCAGAGGUAAGUUAAUUCCACUCAAUAGAUUCUAAUUCAUUAGAAUUACGUUAAGAAUAGAAACAACAACUAACUAUUCGUACUUUUCGCAGAUCAACAGUCCGUUCCAUAGCCCAAUUACAUACAAAAAACAUAAGUAUGCUCAGAAAUAUAGACACGCUGCACCCGCCCACUCAAGACAAGACAAUCGCAAGAUAAAACAGCAAACAGAGACGAAAAAGACUCCACAUAAUAACCGUUUUAACUGUUACGUAUCCCAUUCUGAACCGAAUUUAAACCACAAAAUGACCCGUGAUCAGGGAACUCAAACCGAUGAAGAUAAUUCGACAUUAAUAUCAGAAUUGUAUGCGACAAUUCAUUCCUUACGCAAACAACUACAGGAAAGUCUUAAGAGAUCACCCCCGUCUAGGGUUGAAAAACUGGACCCUGAUGUGUCGACUGAUGUGCUGAAGAUCAAACAGCUUAAUCAGCAGGAAAAUAUCCAAAAUAAUAGGAGAAACUACAAGCGUAGUUCAAGUUCUUGCAUUACGGCCAAUACUCCAAAUUCGGACACAGAUGCAUCUGACGACGAAUGGAAGCCUAACGAUGAUUACAGGCCAAGCAAGCAAAUUAUUAAUGAGAUGAUGAAACCUAAGGGAAAUGAGAUGGUCCCAAUUGGAGAAGGAUACGCUACAGUGCCUGCCAGAGUUCUAAAGCAAAUCGAUUGGAACUCGUACACUAGCGCGACAAGGAAACUGUUGACUUCAGUAUUUACACGCCGAGUAUUAGCCACUCAUUCUUUAACCGGGAAAUCUUCUCCCGCCUUCCCGGGCAAACCUGCAAAGAAACGCCUCGACCCGGAACUUGUCAAUGACAUUGUGCAAGUUGUUGUUGAAAGAUCCGGAGUUAAUGCAAGCUUGGUGCGAACCAGUAUAACUACGAAAUGUGCUGAUGAGAGCAAGAUGUACCGCAGUCGCCAACAGAAUAAAAAGAAACGGCCGUCUAACCAAGAAAAUCUUCCUCCAUCCCCGUACAAUGAUUCUUCCGAUGAUACGUAUUGA
Messenger RNA from Cydia splendana, 1116 nucleotides. Its product is annotated as protein insensitive-like. The transcript is spliced from 5 exons. Gene Ontology annotation, cellular component: nucleus. The record is from RefSeq and is a predicted model, not a curated record. Gene Ontology annotation, molecular function: DNA binding; transcription corepressor activity. Gene Ontology annotation, biological process: negative regulation of Notch signaling pathway; positive regulation of neuron differentiation. Bases 361 to 1116 code for a protein of 251 amino acids. Lineage: Eukaryota; Metazoa; Arthropoda; Insecta; Lepidoptera; Tortricidae.